ACGCGAACGUAGGGUUGGGCACCACUGCAAUGUAAGGUUUGUUCCACCGGUACUUAACGCAUGCUUAUGAAUAUAAUUAAGCUUAAGUGUGCAGAACCGCAUGGCUCAGCUAGAAUUCUACCACAAGCAGGCAAUUCCACUGUGCUUUGAUUUGCUUUGAUUUGCAAGCUGCAAUAAUGGCUCAAAUGCAAGUUAAUGAUGCUGCAAUUCUCUGUUUGGGUUGUGCCCAAGACCUAGCUGCCAGGAAAGAUGACAGAAGAGCUCUACAAAAUAAAGGUGCAAGGAAAGUGCUUUAUUCAUGGAGAUCAAUGCUUGCAAACUUGGAUUGAGACUCAGAGGAUAAAGAAUUGUGUGCAGAGAACAUGGCAAGGAUGAAUGUAGACAAUGAAAAAAUGUGUAGGAAAUGUUUCUCUGGGUUUGAAAGGCACUUCAAGCUUGUCUCUAUCUUGAAAAAUAACCUCGCUAAGUCAGUUGAAAGCCAACUCUGCCAGGAAGCACAAGAACCAGAACCAAUAAUAAAGCGACGAAAGAUUGCUACAGAUUCAGCCAUUCAACCUCUUCAAGAUGACAAAGAUGAAGAUGAAGCGAGUAGCUCACCCUCAGUUUCCAUUCGACUUACCUAUAAGAGACCUAGGAGUUUCAAGUUAACUCCCAAUCGAAAGCAUCUGGGAAAAAAGCGAUAGCACGACGAAGCAAGAAUAAAAUUGCAAUCGAAUGCCUAAAAGAUGAAUCUAUUAGGAAAAAUAUUUUGAAGCUGAUUUGUAAGGAGAUCUGUGGUGAAAUAAAAGCGCUGUGCUCAAACCAUACCAACUCCAUUCUUCAGCAAACUGAUCCGUCACUACUGAAAUCAUUCAAGUGGAUGACUUUUACGCCUGAGUUGGUCAAAUACACACCAACUCUAAAAUUGUUAUUGGAGUCAACUGGUACACAACAUCGAAACAGGCCUAACUUUGAUGCCGUAGUUGGACUGUGUGUUGCACUUCUUGCACGGAACAGAAACCAAAGGAUGAAUCUUAUUGCGAAGAUGCUCUCACUCAUCAUGUAUGCUGGUCAUUCAUCAAAAGAGACAUUCAGUCGUCUACAAAGGCUGAACCUGACAAUAUCUCACACCAGCCUUAUUCGUCUACUGGAUAGAGUGGGUGUUGCCUUUGAUGAAAAGUCUAAGAAAUGGAGAGAUGACUUGUUGGAUUUGCUGAGAUCUUCUAACACUGUCGGGAGGCAUCACAUUGAUCCAGGAGCACAAUCAAUUCUAGCGGAGGAUCUUAAACACCUCGAUUGUUUCUCCUCUUCUGAUGACUCGGACUCGGACUCAGACUCAGAGAGCGACACAGGUGCACAAGAUUCAGAUGCUUCCGUCCAAAAUAUUUCUCCUGUCACUUCUGAUGAAGAAGUAUUUUCAGAAGAUUCUGGUAGUGACUCUUCUGCUGAUGAGGUUGAAAGCACUGAUAGAAAUCAAUCUCACAACCUAGGAAUAGCCACUCCAGUCAGACACAAAGCUACUGCUGACCAAUCAUUAGUUGAUACAGUGCCCAUGUUCCAUCUAUGUGGAGACAACAUCGACAAGAAUAUCAAACAGCGGUAUUUCAGAACGGACAAACCUUCUGGAACAAAGUCACUCCACUACUUCCACUAUUAUGCCGUUAAGGACAGGAUCGACUUCAGUGGAAUGGGAGAAGAGCCCUUUAAGUGCUCACAGGCUGAUCUCAAACAAGGGCGUUGUCACUCCUCCCAACAUAUGAGGAUGACACAGCACUACAAGAGAAUAUCUGUACGAUGAUAUCCCGAGUCCUCUGCAACAACAUACCAUACUUCAAGCAAUCAUUUGACGGAGCAAUAGAUUGGCACAUUGAGCAUAAGUACUACCAUGAGCUGAGUCAACCAUCUGAGUGGGUACCGAUGUCUAUUAUUCCCAAAAAUGAGAACAAGGGUGAUGAAAUGGUUGAGAUCAUGGCCACAAUACACAAUUAUGUUCCAAUGAUUGAAUCGUCCCGUGCAGUAUUUGUACCAAGUCUUAACGAGCACAUUGAUAUUCAAGAGGCUAGGUCUUUCCCGAUCAUCCUUCAUGGGGACUACCUAACAGCUGCGAGAGCAAGAGGUGCCCAGAAAUUCAAGAUCAAUGCUGACUCACCGUCCAAUAGAUAUGAAGGAUUGGUACCGGUGUCUGCUGACUGGCACACGAAACUGAGAGUUCUAUCGAUAAUAUGGAAAUACUACUUCUCUUCUCGAUCGGCAACAGAUACUAUUGGUAGUCUGUACAAUGUACGCAACCGACUGAAUCGCACAAAUGUUCCAACAGAUGUAAAAAAAGAUUUCAAUGCAUGUGAAGAUUUUAUUGAGACUGUCACACAAAGCCAGAUUGUUGCAGCAGCUCUUCCAACAUUUGAUAUGAAAUCGGUGAGUGAUACCCCAAGCGAACGUGUGAUUCAGGAUGCAGAAAAUCUAUGGAUGAAACCUAGGCAUGAGAGGAAGGCAUGCUUACACGACCUGUGCCUGAAGGUAUACAAAAAAUACAUAUCCCUUUCCCACAACUCUAGUUCUGAGGACUAUGUCCAAAACGAUAGCGAUUGUAUUUCGAGCUACUCAAUCCAGCUGUUGAGAAUCGGGGUGUUGUAUAUGGAAUUUGCAGACGCUAUCAGGGAGGGUGACGGAGAACGAGUGUUUCGAUGCUGGCGUUAUUUUCUUCCGAUUUUUCGUGCAGCACAUUCUACCAAUUACUCUUGCGAAGCUCUUCAUUUCCUUCACCAACAUUUGUAUGCAUUAUCGUCACGACUGUCCAAUCAGUUAAUUUUGGGUCGCUUUGUAAAUGUCCGCGGUAUUCCAGGAAGAAAUAUUCCACUUGACCUUCAUAUGGAGCACUUGAAUCGUAUAGCGAAAGGUGCAAUUCAUAACUUGAAGUCUAACAAGACUAUGCGUUCAAUCUCGAGGGUUGGACGAGCGAUUGGAACACUAGCUCCACUGAUGGAAAUGUUUGAUGAAGAAAACUCAGUGCCAUCAACUUCUAGCAAAUACCGGAAGCCAUCUGCUGAAAAAGACGUAUACACUAUCGUUGAGCAGUUAAUGAAGCAUGAGGUAUUCUCUAUCGAACCUGGUAGAAAGCUUAAACAUUUCAAGAACCCCAAAGAUUUAUUUUCAACUGCCUCUAACAAAGAUUUACUUGAUUGGAUGGUUAGCCGAUUAACUUUACUGUAAUUUUUCAACUGCAUGCAUUACUAUUUGUAUCUAAUGAUUAUCACUCCCAUUCACGAUGUCAUUCAAUAAUCAAUUAUGAAAAUUUAACCUAAAAAAACAAAUGAAGAGAGGUUUCUGGAGCAACAGCCACACGUACAAAUCAAAGCACAUACGUCACAACAAAGACACUG
Messenger RNA from Halichondria panicea, 3359 nucleotides. RefSeq lists its product as uncharacterized. The record is from RefSeq and is a predicted model, not a curated record. Lineage: Eukaryota; Metazoa; Porifera; Demospongiae; Suberitida; Halichondriidae. Bases 1774 to 3189 code for a protein of 471 amino acids. The transcript is spliced from 9 exons.